AUGAGUUCCACACGUAUAUACCAUAACAUCUCGCGCACGCCCAUCACGUCCACAAUCCUCCUUAUCUUUGCCAACUACGAACUAUGGCGGAUCCACAGGGGCACCCACCCCUACUGGAGUCCUAAAUUUGAACAGGCAGGCUUGACUGCACCGCGCAACGAGGCCAAUUCAAGCACUCCCGAUAAUCGUGCUCCGGCGACUCGGGCGGAAGCUGGACGAGAGUUGCGCGGAGUCUCGAUUCAGUUCAUGAAUCUAAAUGGCGUUCCCAUACCUUUUCUCGGACCCAAGUCGAUGGACUGA
Messenger RNA from Alternaria burnsii, 300 nucleotides. RefSeq lists its product as uncharacterized. Lineage: Eukaryota; Fungi; Ascomycota; Dothideomycetes; Pleosporales; Pleosporaceae. The record is from RefSeq and is a predicted model, not a curated record. The coding region runs from base 1 to 300 and encodes 99 amino acids. The transcript has a single exon.